Messenger RNA from Rhineura floridana, 4290 nucleotides. RefSeq names its product hydroxysteroid 17-beta dehydrogenase 14 (gene HSD17B14). Gene Ontology annotation, molecular function: estradiol 17-beta-dehydrogenase [NAD(P)+] activity. Gene Ontology annotation, biological process: steroid catabolic process. NCBI's taxonomy places the organism in Eukaryota, Metazoa, Chordata, Lepidosauria, Squamata, Rhineuridae. Gene Ontology annotation, cellular component: cytosol. The record is from RefSeq and is a predicted model, not a curated record.
ACUGCAUUUCCCAGCAUGCCUCGAGACAGGGAGCACGCGCAGUGGGAGAAACCACAUGUUGCAGCCUCUUUGCGUCCAAAGGUCCGCUGGAUGUUUGUAACUGGGAAGAACUGCGACCACAUCUGGAAUGGCAGCUGGGCUACGGUACCUGGGCAAGGUCGUCAUAGUAACGGGAGGACCCGGGGUAUUGGCGAAGGCAUCGUGAGAGAAUUUGUUCUCCAUGGAGCCAAAGUGGUCUUCUGUGCACCAGGAUCUGAAGAGGAAAGGGGGAAAGCCCUUCAGAGGGAACUGAAGGAUUCUGGGGGCCCUGGUGAAGGUCACUUUGAGGUCUGCGAUGUCCGCUGUGAAACAGACAUUAAGAUGUUGGUUUCAGUGACUGUCGAACUUUAUGGACGCCUCGACUGCCUGGUGAACAACGCUGGUGGGCAUCCUCCUGACCAAAUUAUAGAUGAUGUCACUGCGCAAGAGUUCCGCAGCCUCAUGGACCUCAAUGUUGUAAGCUGUUUCUUAACAGCUAAGUUUGCAUUGCCCCACCUCCGCAAAACCAAAGGGAACAUUAUCAACAUCGCCAGUCUUGUCAAUGUUAUUGGACAAAAGUAUGCUGUGCCGUAUGUGGCAACCAAGGGUGCUGUUACUGCAAUGACAAAAGCUAUGGCCAUUGAUGAGAGCAAAUACGGUGUCCGAGUCAACAGCAUCUCACCUGGCAAUAUCUGGACUCCUAUGUGGGAAAAGCUUGCAAGCCAUACAGCCAAUCCAGAGGCAACGAUCCAGGAAGGCAAAGAUGCUCAGCUUCUGGGACGGAUGGGGACCCCAGCAGAGUGUGCAGCAGCUGCUCUGUACCUCUCCUCUGAUGCCACCUUCUGCACUGGUAUCAACCUUGUGCUUAGUGGUGGAGCUGAACUUGGAUAUGCACAGAAGAGCCACAGAAAUUCUAGUUCUGACUUUGAAGGCUAGUUGGAAUCAGCCAGGAUGGGCUGACUUCAGUGGUUAGUUAACAAGGUGGGCUGGGCAGCACUGCUGGAACUCAGGUUGAUUUACUCAAAAGUCAUUUUCUCAAGAAGAUGGAAUGCCUGCAGGGUCCCUGCACUUGAUCUGCUGUAGCAAAAUCUGUAAGAGUCUUGUGGUCUUUAAAGGUUUUACAAAUUCAGAUAUGCCCCAAUGAUGGAGACUCUUCUUCCCCAUCCCAAGCCCUCCUUCUGGGCUUCCAUGCCUGUCUGUAACUGUUGUUUGGCAGGUUGAAAGGCAACAGGUCACAUUUUUCCAGUCCCUGCAUUACCAUGUAGGGCACAGGCCAAAUUUCCAGCAGAAAUCAGGCUUGAAGUUGCCACAUCAAGGCUGUUGAUCAGCGGUGCAUCAAAGCACCACACAGGGCUCUUUGCAAGCCCUGUGAUCAUCACCUGAUGUCACUGUGGUGUCAGAUAACUGUCCACCUGUCAAAUUUCCCCUGCAAAGGCCUGUCGGAGGGAUCUCUGUAGGGAGAAAGCUGCACUGGUUCCUAUCCCUGUGUGCCAUGGAGCUUAAAGGCACAGGAGCAUGGUCAGGGGGAAAAAGGAGCAGCCCUGUCUUUACUAUUGCUUUACUUGUUCCAGGCUUUCGUAUUGAAAACAGGUUCUCCAACUAAGCCCCAAUGAGCCCCAUCUCAGAUUAAGCUAGAAGAUGCCACAGGCUUGUUCAUACAGAUGUGUUCAAGGUGAGCUGCACCUUGAAGCCAAACAUUUUGGAGAAGUAGAAAAAAGCUUUGUUAUAAGGAAAUGUUUAACUUGCAUCUUUUGAUCAGUAACUCUGAAAGUUCUUAUCUUGGAUCCAUUUGUUGUAUAAACACGUUGGAAAAGAGUGCCUUAAAAAUGCAGUGCCUUAGCUUUAAUGCUCGCUAUCGGCCAACAACAAUUAUUAUUAUUAAAAAUAUAAUAUUCUGCCCCUUUCUCCAAGAAAUUCAGACUAGCUUAUGUGGCUUGUCCCCUGCACCUUUUUAUCUUUACAGCUACCCUGUGAGGCAAGUUAGCCCUCAUGUGACACUCUAACUCAACUGUGGUGAACUUUUGCCCUCCAGGUGUAGCUGAACUACAACUCCCAUAAUCCCUGGUCAUUGGCCAUACUUGCUGGAGCUGAUGGGAGUUGUAAUUCAGCAACACCUGGAGGGCCAAAGAUUCCUCACACCUGCUAUAACCAUUAUAUGACAUUGCUCCAUAAUGAAUUCACAUCAGAAAACUUUCCCUAAGUUUCCUGUUGGGCCUCCUGGUCAGAGACUCAGUUCUAUAUCAUCAUUCCCUUUCUUACACCUUCUCCAGGCUUCUUUCCCUUCCCAUUCUGUUGAUCCCAUUCUGUCCCUUUUCAAAUGGUGUGUGAGUAGAUUGGUACUAUUUUUGCAUAAAGCAAACUUUGCGCAUGCUAAAGAAUUAGGCAAGCCAAUGGGCUAAGGAAAAAAUGCCCCAACUCACUCCUGUUCCUUUAAGAGCAGCUUGAUUUGCAAAAAUCAGCAGCUGAAAAUGGCAUUGAGAUAAGAAUAAUCACCUGUUAAUGUUUGCAGACCAAGCUGCUCUUAAAGGUGCAGGAGGUGGUUUAAAAGUUGACAACUUUAUCCAGGAGCAACCUUUUCUCUUUUUUCUGUUCACAUAUUCCAAGGUUAAAUCUUGGCUGGCAUUGAGAACAGAUGCUGUGGCAUUGAAUUAGAUUGUGAUUGCUAUAUAAAUGGCUAUCCACCCUUUCUUCCCCACUCAAGAGGCAACCUGGGGUGGCCAGAUAUGGGGAGGGGGGAGGAAGUUAAGUAAUAGUUACUUAGAACUGGGAAUUUCUGCAGGUAUAAUUCCCUCAUUUACAAAACUGUUAAAGGUGCAGGAGCCCCUUUUCUUCUUUCUGCACGCCCCCCAUUAGCCAGAUCUCCAUGCAAGGUAACAUAUACAACACUAUCAUUCCACUGUUUCUGAGAUAUUUUCACUCCAACUGAGGUCAGCCAUGUCUACUGUGCUGGAGAAGGAUUUCAAUAUAAAGAGAAUACAGUGCUUAUAAGGAGACCUAGACAAAGUAGAAUCUCAGCACAAGAGACAUUCCUCUCCUAACAGCUGUUCCCUUCCCCAGAGGCAGCUGCAUCCCUGGACUGUUGGGGGAAAAGAGAGCUGCAUCAACAGUCAGCUGCCUCUGCAGUAAUGAACUAUCUGUGCAGCAAAAUCAGUUACUCCAGGGCUCACUUAAUUGCUUCUUUCAAGCUGUAGCUAGAAGCCAAUUACCUAAUAUCCUGAAGCAGCAGAGUAUUAGCUCUUCACUGGCCAGGUGCAUGCUAGAAUUUCUGGUUGCCCCUCCCCUCCCCUCCCCUCCCCUCCCCUCCCAAAUAUUCAGUGCUGCUGCAUGAGAAGUACAGAUGAUGUGAUUGGGAAGGGAACUUUACCUGUUGAAUUUCUGGCAGCUAAAAUAUGCAGUAGUCCUGUGGCACCCUUUUUUUUUUUGUAAAUUUCAGUCCCUCUGUCUCCUUUCAAAUUAUGGGUGGGUUGCAGCUACUCUCUCUGCCAAUGUUGUUGAUAAUUAUUAAUUAAUAUAUGAUGCAAUGUUCAGAUGGCUUCUAAGUAAUUUACAGAAUAUAAAAGCCAACUGCACAGCAUUAUUAAAAAUAGAGUAAUUAAAAACACACCGUAAAACACACCAUUAAAUAUUAAUAUGUAAACAAUCAUGGUUAAAACGUGCAACAAAACAAACCCAUUAAAACAGGAGAUUCGGGGCAAGAAAUCAAGGGAAUGCCUGUGUAAACAGGUGCAUCUUCAAAAGCCAGUGGAAUACCAAUAUAGAUGCUGAGAGAGUUGUUGGAUACACAGACAAUUUUGUUCUAGGUUUAUCCUUUGAGAGGAUCGCCACUCUCAUUUUCAAAACUCCUGAGUCCAGGAUGCAAUCUCUCAUGCUUUAACUAAGCACAGAAACAGCUUCUAAAGCAGUCAUUUUUAAAAAAAAGUAUUGAUUUUUUUCAUGUUUACAAAAAAGUAACUAAACUUAAUAAAAAAAGGCUUCAAUAUAACUUAAAACUUAUUACUCAUUCAUUAAGCAUUCUCAGUACAUUCAAACUGUUUCAGACUUCCUCUUACUCAUCUUAAGAACCCUGUAGAGUUAUUAAUUUUUACUGUUUUAAGAGGUGAAGCUGGGAUUUCUUGCUGUCAUUUGUUCAAGGGCAUGGCUAAAUAGGGAGAACAACAACAUUUAGUAUUUAAACAUGACUUUUUGUAAGUGGUCAUAGCCUUUGCAUACAUGAACCUAGUAAUCUUUAUAAGUACAACCAGCUCUUGAGAUAGAGCAGAAUUAUGAUUAUCC